AUGUCUUUGAAUGCAGGUGACCACCUGCAGCAUUUGCAAGAAACAUUCAACAUCCUGAGGGAGCAUAAUAUGAAACUUAACCCCGAGAAGUGUGCACUCGGGGUCAGUUCGGGUAAGUUCCUAGGAUUCCUAGUCUCACAAAGGGGAAUUGAGGUAAAUCCUGACAAAAUCAAGGCCAUAGAGGACAUCCCGGUUCAAUUGUCUAACGUAAAAGAAGUCCAGAGGCUCAUAGGGAGAUUGACAGCUUUGAGUAGGUUCAUUUUCCGAUCAUCAAAAAAAUGCCAUCGCUUCUUCGCACUACUCAAAAAUAAAAACAAUUGCGAAUGGACACCAGAGUGUGAGCAAGCCUUGAAGGAGUUGAAGAAAUAUUUGUCAAGCCCUCCGUUGCUCUCAAAACCAAAAGAAGGUGAAACAUUGCUAGUCUACCUCACGGUUUCAGAAGUUGCGAUAAGUGCAGGUUUAGUCCAAGAGGAUAAAGGUACGCAAUCUCCCAUUUAUUACAUUAGCAAAAUUUUAACGGGAGGAGAAACUUGCUACCCACAUCUGGAAAAGCUGGCCUUAGCUCCCGUAGUCGCCGCUCAGAAGCUGAGGCCCUACUUUCAAUGCCACCCGAUAGCUCUGUCCGGGACUAUUGCAUCUGGCAGCCAAGGAGGCAAUAAUGGUGUCAAAAUCGACAUUGGGAGUUUGGUCCUUAUUUAUGGACGAAGCUUCAAACGUAAAAGGGUCCGGGCUCGGAAUAGUCUUGAUCACGCCUUCGGGGGAACCUUAAGGCAAGCCAUCAGAACACUUCCUUUAACUAACAAUGAAGCAAAGUACGAAGCUUUGAUUGCAGGGCUCAAAUUGGCCCGAGGGCUUGAUUCCGAAGUCAUCAAAAUCGAAUGUGAUUCGCAAUUGGCGGUAAAUGAGGUCUACGGAAUUUUUUUCACCAAAGAGGAAAAUAAUGCGGAAGCAGAUGCAUUGGCAAAUUUGGGCUCAUCGACAGAAAUCCAGGGACCAGAAUCAGGGACGGUAGUACAACUGAUGAACUCAAUCUUGGACACAGUUGGUUACUAUGAGGUGAAUUCGACUAGUUUGGUCUGGGACUGGAGAAACGAAAUAAUCGAUUAUCUCGAGCAUGGAAAGUUGCCCAAAGUCCCCGAAGCAUCAAGAGCAUUACGCGCCAAAGCUGCACGUUGUAGCUUCAAGAAAGGCCAAUUGUACAGAAAAUCCUUUGAAGGACCAUUGGCCCGGUACUUAGGAGCAUCAGAGGCUAACUAUGUCAUGAAAGAAGUACAUGAAGGGAUAUGUGGCAACCACUCGGGUGCAGAUUCUUUGGUGCUGAAAUUAGUUCGGGCAGGAUAUUACUGGCCCCGUAUGGAACAAGAUGCCAAAGACUUCGUACGAAAAUGUGAUAAGUGCCAACACUACGUACCACUAGUACAACAACCGGUAGAACCCUUACAUUCAGUUCUGUCCCCGUGGCCGUUCAUGAAAUGGGGGAUGGACAUCGUCGGACCGCUACCACCGGCUCCUGGAAAAGUAAGGUUUGGAAUACCAAAAGAGAUUGCAUGCGACAAUGGGCUGCAGUUUAUCGGCGCAAAAGUUACAAAGUUCCUUGAAGAUAAAGAGGAUCACCUAUUCACCGUAUCAUCCGAGCGCAAAUUUUCAAGCGGAGUCACCAAACAAAGUGAUUAUUCAGAAUCUCAAGAAAAGGUUGGAAGCAUCAAAAGGCAACUGGCCCGAAGAAUUACCUGGCAUUCUAUGGGCCUACCGAACAACGGAAAAAUCAAGCACUGGAGAAACCCCUUUUUCCCUUAUGUACGACGCAGAAGCUUUGAUACCGGUGGAAGUAGGGGAACCAACCUUAAGGUAUUUUAG
This is a messenger RNA of Nicotiana attenuata, 1857 nucleotides long. RefSeq lists its product as uncharacterized. The coding region runs from base 1 to 1857 and encodes 618 amino acids. The transcript is spliced from 4 exons. Gene Ontology annotation, molecular function: nucleic acid binding. The record is from RefSeq and is a predicted model, not a curated record. Lineage: Eukaryota; Viridiplantae; Streptophyta; Magnoliopsida; Solanales; Solanaceae.